Messenger RNA from Rasamsonia emersonii CBS 393.64, 1548 nucleotides. RefSeq names its product MFS amine transporter. Gene Ontology annotation, molecular function: transmembrane transporter activity. The record is from RefSeq and is a predicted model, not a curated record. Gene Ontology annotation, biological process: transmembrane transport. The coding region runs from base 1 to 1548 and encodes 515 amino acids. The transcript has 4 exons. Lineage: Eukaryota; Fungi; Ascomycota; Eurotiomycetes; Eurotiales; Trichocomaceae.
AUGGCUCCCCCCAUGGAAUGCAUCGCCUGGAGCACCAUGGCUUCUCCUCCCCUGGGAUUGAAAUACAGAGCGAGUAGCUGGUUCGCUGUGUUGACUGUCACGUGUGCUGUGUUUACCGACAUCUUCCUCUACGGCGUCAUUGUCCCUGUCAUCCCGUUUGCGUUGGAGCAGAGGGCUCAUGCUGAUCCGGGGAGAGUGCAGUAUUGGGUCUCUAUUCUCCUUGCUGUCUAUGGAGCUGGUCUCCUGGUCUUUUCUCCCAUCUGCGGCUGGUUCUCUGACCGCAUCUCUGCCCGCCGCUGGCCGCUCCUACUCGGUCUGAUCGCGUUGACCGGCGCGACGGUCAUGCUCAAUGUCGGCACCAGCAUCGCCGUCCUCGUCGUCGGCCGUCUGCUGCAGGGCAUCUCUGCCGCCGUGGUCUGGGUCGUGGGUCUUGCGCUGCUGGUCGACACGAUCGAGGAGAACCGUCUGGGCCAGUACAUGGGCUACGUCAGUCUGGGCAUGAGCCUGGGCCUGCUGAUUGCGCCGUUGCUCGGCGGCGUGGUCUUCCAGCGCGCCGGGUACAAUGCCGUCUUUGCCAUUUGCUACGCCUUCAUCGUGCUGGACUUUCUCUUCCGCAUCUUCUUCAUCGAGAAGAAAGAUGCGAUGAAAUGGCUGGAUCAGCCCGGUAGUACGGCUACGGCUACGACUACGGCUGCGGCUACGUGUCCAGCGACUGACCUUGCUGACGAUGUCACCUCUACGGUUAUCACUACGACCUCCUCCGUGCCGGAGGAAUCGUCCGAGGCGCGCCGUAUACACGCCUCCGGGUGCGAAGACAGGGAGAAAGGAAGCAGCACGUCUGCCCGACCAACAAGGCACGAAAACAGAACCGUGAAUGACGACAGCACCGUCGAGGUGAAAAAAUCCCGUCUCCCGGCCUUCGUCACCCUGCUCGCCUCGCGCCGUCUCCUGGCGUCGCUGUUCGCGUGCCUCGUCGAAGCCGCGCUCAUCGCGUCCUUCGACUCCGUCCUCCCGCUCUUCGUCUACCAGACCUUCCACUGGUACUCGCUGCAGGCGGGCAUUCUGUACCUAGCCAUCGUCAUCCCGUCCUUCGUCUCGCCCGUCGUCGGCUACCUGUGCGACCGGUACGGCCCGCGCUGGCUGGCGACAGCCGGGUUCGUGUGCGCGGCACCACUCUUCGUCCUUCUCCGCCUGGUGAACCACAACUCGACGGGGCAGAAGGUGCUGCUCGCCGCGCUGCUCGCCCUGAUCGGCCUCGCCCUGACAUCUACCUUCCAGCCCCUCAUGGCGGAAAUCUCCUACGUCGUCUCCGCAAAGGAGAAGGCCCGCCCGGGGGCAUACGGCAAGGGCGGUGCCUACGCGCAGGCGUACGGCCUCUUCAACAUGGCGUGGGCAGGGGGUGCCCUCGUCGGGCCCAUCUGGGCGGGAUUUAUCGAGAAGCAGGCGGGCUGGGGCACGAUGGCGUGGAGUCUGGGCCUGUUGAGUGGUCUCACGGCUAUUCCGACAGCGAUUUGGGUUGGGGGGUCGAUUACGAGGAAGAAGGACUGA